UGGACACCUGAGUUAGCAGUUUAUCCAGAGUUUCUUUGAAACCUAAUAAGGUCUUGGCCAGCCUGGUAUGCAUGUGGUCUCCCACUGUUCAGCCAGUUCUGCUCACCUGUGAAUGAGAACUAAGAGCCCUGGGUGAUGAGGACAGGGGAGACUGUAGCAAAGGAUCCAGAAACUUGGAGAAGAAAAAUAAGAAGAAUGAAUGUUUCCCUGGUGAAUGCUCCCCAGGGUCUGUUAACAUUCAAGGAUGUGGCUGUGGACUUCUCACAGGAAGAAUGGGAAUGUCUUGACUGUGCUCAGAGGGCAUUGUACAUGGAUGUUAUGUUGGAGAAUUACAACAAUCUGGUUUUUGUGGAGAAUCAUUGCAUAUGCCCUAAAUAUGAGAAUGUCGUGGAUCAAGACACACAGCAUAUUUUCCACAAGCAUGUAAAUAUCCAAAAGAAGUUUUCUAAGUGUAAUGACUGUGGCAAAGAUAUUUAUGAAUACACCCAAAGUGUACUUUACCAAGAUAACUUCAGGGAUACACAUGUUGAGUCAUCAAACAUAAACAGGCAUGAAACUGGAAACACAAGAGAACCUUGCAAAUAUAAAAACUGCAUAAACUGUUUAAAUUUGUGUUCUAUCAUUGGUCUAAAUCAAGGAAUCCACAUAGGAAAGAAAGAACACAAUGGGACAGUGCUUGAUAAGGUUUUUGACACGAAACGUAUACUCAGGCUGAAACAAACCAAUAGUGGAGAGAAACCUUACAAAUGUAGUGAAUGUGCCAGAUGCUUCACCAAGAAAUGCAAGCUUAGACAACAUCAAACAGUUCAUACAGGAGAGAAACCUUACAGAUGUAGUGAAUGUGACAAAUGCUUUUCCCAGAAAUGCAGUCAUAGUACUCAUAAGAAGAUUCAUACAGGAGAGAAACCUUACAAAUGUACUGAAUGUGACAAAUGCUUUACUUUUAAAACUGAUCUAAGAAUUCAUCAGAGAAUUCAUACAGGAGAGAAACCAUACAAAUGUAUUCAAUGUGAUAAAUCUUUUACCCAGAAAGGCCAUCUUAUAAUUCAUCAGCGAAUUCAUACAGGAGAGAAACCUUAUAAAUGCAGUGAAUGUGAAAAAUGUUUUACCCAAAAAUGUAGUCUUACUAUUCAUCAGAGAAUUCAUACAGGGGAAAAACCGUAUAAAUGUAGCAAAUGUGAAAAGUGCUUCACUCGCCAAGGUGAUCUUAGAAGUCAUCAAAGAAUUCAUACAGGAGAGAAACCUUAUAAAUGUAGUGAAUGUGACAAAUAUUUUACCCACAAACGUAGUCUUAGAAGUCAUCAGAGAAUUCAUACAGGAGAGAAGCCUUAUAAAUGUAGUGAAUGUGACAAAUGCUUUACCCACAAACGCAAUCUUAGUAUUCAUCAAAUAAUUCAUACAGAAGAGAAGCCUUAUAGAUGUAGUGGAUGUGACAAAUUCUUUAAUCACAAAGGUGAUCUUAGAAAUCAUCAGAGAAUUCAUACAGGAGAGAAACCUUAUAAAUGUAGUGAAUGUGACAAAUGCUUUGUUCAUAAAAACAGUCUUAGUAUUCAUCAGAGAAUUCAUACAGGAGAGAGACCUUAUAAAUGUAAUGAAUGUAAUGAAUUCUUUAGAUAUAGAUAUAGUCUUAGGACUCAUCAGAAAAUGCACACAUUAGAGCAUAUUUACAAAUGAAGCAAAUGAGACAAACCCUUCAAGAAAGAUAAUCUUAGAACUCAUCAAAGAAAACAUACAGAAGAGUGUCCUUUCAAAUAUAAAUGUUCAAAUCCUUUACUGUUAGCUCAUCUCUGAGAAUAUAUUAGAGAAUUUGUACAGGAGAGAAACCUCACAAAUGUAACAUGAGGAGAGAGCUUUACCUGAAAAAUAGUUUCUGCUGGAAAACAUGAGGCAUGUAUUUUACCCAAGCAGAAUUCUUUGCAACACUUGAGGCUCCAAGUUAAUUAUGAAUAUUAGGAACUUGUGAAAGCACUUACAUAGUGUUCAAAUCAUAGAAACUAUGAAGCAUUUAUGCUGAAGAAUCUCUGAAAAUGUGUCAAUGAAGAAAAAUUUUCAAAUUGUUUACUAUUAAAUAUUCCAUAAUGAACACGAAGUAAAGAAGCCAGAAGAAUCUGUAACACUUUUGUGGAUACGGAAAUAAUCUAUCACAGAAGAAAUCUGAUUAUGGUGGAUAAUACACCUCUCCAAAUAGAUAGUGACCCCAAUAACAUUCUCUGUGUUUAACUCAAAUGAAGAAACUCAGACAAAUCAUAUUUGUUAAAAGAGGAUUUGAUAAACUGAGCCACCAAAAUGGAAUGCUCUUUAUGCCAGUAUUAACAGAUACAGAUUGCCAUCAGUGUCAAGUAUUCAUAAUCUGUAUCAUGUGCUGGUUUCACGUUUCAGGAUAGCAAGAGUCUUUGAGUUCCUUGUGCUCUGAUCACCAACUCCUUCCCCAUAGUUCUGUAUAUAACUGUAAUAAAUUUCAUUGAUUGAACAAGAUAAACUUGUUUUCAGU
Molecule: messenger RNA, 2491 nt
Organism: Mus pahari (shrew mouse)
Lineage: Eukaryota; Metazoa; Chordata; Mammalia; Rodentia; Muridae
Product: zinc finger protein 501-like
Exons: 5
Coding region: 136-1674 (512 amino acids)
Biological process (GO): regulation of DNA-templated transcription
Source: RefSeq, a predicted model, not a curated record